GUCACCGUUAUAUCUGCGACGCAUGCGCGGUGGACGCCGCUUCCUGCUUUUAAAUAAAGUACCUGAGCCACCGGAGGCGGAGUGUUGAUGAUAGUCCGCGAGCCGCGCGCACCGCCGUUAUAUUCCUCUGCCACCUUACCGAACGCGAGCUCACCUGCGCCUCAGGUGUACCCGGGCACACCUGAGCUCACCUGGAUCGCAGCCGUCUGGUCAAUCCCCGCGGACUACAGGCUGCUGACCGCGGCGGCACAAGUGUGGGGGUUGUUUGUUGGAGCAGCAGCACCUGAAGGAGGCGUCCUCCCUCAGGUAACCAGGAACCGAUCCCCCGCGAGCAGCACCCGGUACCCACGGACCCCUUUUGACCUCCCCUCUGGUGUUAAAUCAUGCCCCGGGCCUUCCUGGUGAAGAAGACCGGCGUGUCUCCCGGUAAACGGAAUUGGAGCGAGGUGUCGGACCACGAGCGCGGGGACGUGUAUAUUCCAGGCUCAUUCUACCCCCACCCCAGCCUGAUGGUGGAGAUGGAGGCCUCCCCAGCAGAGGGAGGUCCUCUCUGCCUCAUCAAGCCCCGGGCCCCGCCCAGCGAGACGCCCCCCCUGCAGGCCAUGCUGCCAGCCAGCACCCUGCUGGGACAGCCCCUUCUCUCCUCCUCCCCCCCACACACACCUCGGCUGCAGGAGGAGGAGGAGGAAGUGAGGUCGGAGGUCAGAUUCAGAUCGAAGGCCAACCCCACAUACGUGCGCUCCAAGAUCAAGGUGACGACGGGUCAGUUUCAGAAGAAUCCCUUCCCCCUUCCCUCCCACUCCCUCCUCCUCCUUGUCCUAGUCCUUGCUCCUCCCACAACGUCACCAUGACUCCCGGUGAGGUGGUGAAGAGCAUUGCCGCACCGACGACCAGCUUGGAACAGGGUCAAAGUUCCUUAGCGGGAGCUACAGGGCCGUACACAUGCGAGGUAUGUCAAAAGGGUUUCCAGUACCAGAGGAUGCUGAACCGUCACAUCAAGUGUCACAACGACAGCAAGAGACACCUCUGUACCCACUGUGGGAAGGGAUUCAACGACACCUUCGACCUCAAGAGACACGUGCGCACACACACAGGCGUGCGUCCCUACAAGUGCGUCCAGUGCGACAAGGCGUUCACCCAGCGCUGCUCGCUGGAGUCCCACAUGAAGAAGAUCCACGGUGUGAGCCAGAAGUACGCGUACAAAGAGCGCCGCAACAAGCUGUACGUCUGCGAGGAGUGCGGCCACACGGCCGGCACCCAGGACCAGCUGCUGCUGCACCUCCAGAGCCUCCACCCCGACAGCCCCUGCCUCCGCCACAAGGGGGCGCGCCGCGGCGGCCGAGGGCAAGAGGGCGAAGAAGGAGAGGAAGAAGAGGAUGAGGGGGGGGAGGGCCGAGAGGAGGAGGGGUCUCGCCCCGGGUCACCCCGGGGUGUGGAUAGCGACGACACGAUCGGAUCUACGGGGCAAUGAACACUGUGUGUGUGUGUGUGUGUGUGUGUGUGUGUGUGUGUGUGUGUUUGCCAUCAAAAACAAUAACAGUAACAGGCACUACUCCCCUCCAAAAAUUUGGUGUCUGUGUCUGAUCGCGUGCGUGUAUGUGCCUGUGUGUGUGCGCGUGUGUAUGCAUGAUCCAUUGGAUGUAUGAAGGGAUUAAUAGAGGUAGGGAGGGAUGUGUGAAUGGGUGAGGGCUUGUUGGAAAUGUGUAUUUAUAUUGAUUCAGAAGAAAUUAUGCCUUGAAUGAGAUUAUGAAAAAACAUUCUGCCAAGUAUAAAAAGUUUCCAGCCAUAGUGAGUCCUUAUGAACGGGAUCUGUGUGUAAAUAUCCCUGUGGGUCCUUUUGUACAGAGAAAUUACAUUUUCUAUGAAUGUUAUCAAUUAAAGGGAGUAAUAUAUUGUGCAAAA
This is a messenger RNA of Gadus macrocephalus (Pacific cod), 1902 nucleotides long. It is a transcript of the gene ovol1a, whose product is annotated as ovo-like zinc finger 1a. Bases 848 to 1471 code for a protein of 207 amino acids. Gene Ontology annotation, biological process: epidermal cell differentiation; regulation of transcription by RNA polymerase II. Gene Ontology annotation, cellular component: nucleus. NCBI's taxonomy places the organism in Eukaryota, Metazoa, Chordata, Actinopteri, Gadiformes, Gadidae. The transcript has 5 exons. Gene Ontology annotation, molecular function: RNA polymerase II cis-regulatory region sequence-specific DNA binding; DNA-binding transcription factor activity, RNA polymerase II-specific. The record is from RefSeq and is a predicted model, not a curated record.